Messenger RNA from Scophthalmus maximus (turbot), 2186 nucleotides. Its product is annotated as neuronal acetylcholine receptor subunit alpha-9-like. Gene Ontology annotation, cellular component: neuron projection; synapse; postsynaptic membrane. Gene Ontology annotation, molecular function: transmembrane signaling receptor activity; acetylcholine-gated monoatomic cation-selective channel activity. The record is from RefSeq and is a predicted model, not a curated record. The coding region runs from base 75 to 1715 and encodes 546 amino acids. NCBI's taxonomy places the organism in Eukaryota, Metazoa, Chordata, Actinopteri, Pleuronectiformes, Scophthalmidae. The transcript has 6 exons. Gene Ontology annotation, biological process: signal transduction; regulation of membrane potential; monoatomic ion transmembrane transport.
UCCAUCCUCUCUCUGGUCGGUCGGUCGUCACAGUCGAUUUAUUACACGGGGUCGAUCUCAGUGGUCGCAGCGGGAUGAAGCUCCUCUGCAGCGGGUCGACAGCGUCUCUCCUCCUGCUCCUCUUCUGUCUUUCAGACUGCUUGGCCGCUCACGGACGCUUCGCUCAGAAGCUGAUGACCGACUUGUUCUCCAACUACACCAACGCUCUGCGGCCGGUGGAGGACACCGACCACAUCAUCAACGUCACGCUGCAGAUCACUCUCUCCCAGAUCAUCGACAUGGACGAGCGCAACCAGAUCCUGACCACCUACCUGUGGAUACGGCAGGUGUGGAGGGACGCCUACCUCACCUGGGAGAAGGAGGACUACGACGGCCUGGACACCAUCCGCAUACCCAGCAGCUACGUCUGGAGGCCUGAUAUUGUUCUGUACAACAGUGCAGACGAUGAAUUCUCCAGCUCCAUGGAGACCAACGUUGUUCUCCGCAACGACGGUCAGGUCAUGUGGGACCAGCCGGCCAUCACCAAAAGCUCCUGCUCUGUCGACGUGGCCUUCUUCCCCUUCGACAUGCAGCAUUGCCACCUGACGUUCGGCUCCUGGACCCACAACGGGAACCAGAUGGACUUGUUCAACGCCUUGGACAGCGCUGACCUGUCCGACUACGUCGACAAUGUGGAGUGGGAGGUCCUGGGCAUGCCAGCCAAGAAAAAUGUCAUCCUGUAUGGCUGCUGUUCGGAGCCGUACCCGGACAUCACCUUUUCCCUCCACCUGAAGAGACGCGCCUCCUUCUACAUCUUCAACCUCCUCAUCCCCUGCAUGAUGAUCUCCUUCCUGGCUCCGCUGGGCUUCUACCUGCCGGCCGAUUCCGGAGAGAAGGUUUCUCUCGGUGUGACGGUGCUGCUGGCCCUCACCGUGUUCCAGCUGCUGGUGGCUGAGAGCAUGCCGCCCUCCGAGAGCGUCCCGCUCAUAGGAAAGUACUACAUCGCUACCAUGACGAUGGUGACCGCUUCAACAGCGCUCACCAUCUUCAUCAUGAACAUUCACCACUGCGGCCCAGAGGCUCGGCCCGUCCCGGAAUGGGCCGAGCACUUCAUCCUCAACCACCUCGCCCGCAUCUGCUUCGUCUACGAGGUCGGAGAGAACUGCUGCAGUCGGACGUCCAGGAAACAGCCUCUGUCUCAGCAGGAGUCUGACGCCCCAUCCGCCAACGGUGGCAACCCCAGAGGACCGAGCUGGGACGUGAACGGACAGGCCUGGGGGGGGCGGGCGGAACAGGACGGGGCAGGGCAGGAUGUGACCAACCAGAGCGGCUGGAAGGAGGAUCUGCUCGUGACCAUUGACCACUCGGAGGAGGAGGGAGCUGCCGGCGGACCCGAGGAGCAGGGGGAGGAGUCGGGCGGCGCCCGUGCAGGAGGAGAGGAGCGCGUUGAGGAAAAGAAAGGUGUCGGCGGAGCUGGAGAAGGAGAAGAAGAAAGAGGGGGCGGAGCCUGGGGGGGCCGGAGGGAGAUCCUGGUGAAGACCCGGUGCGUCUGCCAGCACCAGGGGCUGCGCAAGGACGUCGAGUACAUUGCCAACCAGUACCAGGACCAGCGAGCGGCGCAGCUGCGCAUCGGGGAAUGGAGGAAGGUCGCCAAGGUCAUGGAUCGAUUCUUCAUGUGGCUGUUCUUCAUCAUGGUCUUCCUCAUGAGCAUCCUCAUCCUGGGAAAAGCCAUCUGACGCAGAGCCGGGUUCAAAGGGUCAAAAGGGGAAAGGAGGCGGCGAGUUGAUACGCGGAAAAAAAAAAAUGCUUUGUUUAACUUUCCAUUAAAUCUAAGAGCAGGAUUUGAAUUUUAGACGAGUUUCCAGUCAUAACAGGGAUUUCAACCGGAAUUGAGAGAAUUAAGAUCUGUGGGUUUUAAACCACAUGAAAGGAGUUCACGUUCUUACAUCAGUGUUAAAGCCACAGAUGAUGAAAGCAUCUCAUCGAAUGUGUUUCUUUGCUGACGUGUGGUUUCCCACACGCAAAGUUUUUUGCUAUUUUUUAACCCACGUGUUGCAUCAAUCGUUUCUGUAAAGUUGCCAUAAAAAUAAAAUUUCUUCCCCAAAUGAAUCACAGAAUUAACGAUCACAAACCAAACAGAAUAACUUCUGAGUGAGGUUCAAGGUGACAACAGCCAACGAGUGUUUGAUGAAUCGUGUGAAUGGAAA